UUAAAUUUCUAUUUUGUUUUUUUUGUUUUCCCCUUCGGGGAUAAAUGUCUCGGUUUUCUCAACUGGUAUCUUCUAAUGUUUCAAUAGGGUUUCGAAUUUUUUCUGUGUUUCCUUCCGAGAUUCUCUCUGCUUUGGUUUUCUCAGUUUUUUUUCCUAAUUCGCGGCUCUCCCAGGUUGAAUUUGAGAGAAAUGGGCACUUUCCCCUUUUGAUCUUCUCGUCGAAUCAAGCAUCAAAAUCUGAGCUUCUUUUGUUCUCCCGCUGGUUUUUUGAUUUGGGGUGGAUUUUUUUGUUAUUUCUAUAUUGGGCAUCCUAGUACAUUGAAUUGGUUCGGCAUUCACUCGAAUUUGCAACGUGAGAGCUGGAGAAGCUGCGAUGAAGUGGGUAUUCUCCAAGUAGCAUUCAAUUCGAGGUCGAAUAUUCAGUCCGUGCAUGGAUUCUGGAAGGGAUGCGGGUGGUGUGGCAGGAACAGUUCUAAUUCCCAUGCGUUUUGUUUGGCCAUAUGGAGGAAGGAGUGUGUUUCUCUGCGGUUCUUUCACACGGUGGUCUGAGCUUCUACCGAUGUCGCCAGUGGAAGGAUGUCCAACCGUGUUUCAAGUUAUUUAUAAUUUGCCACCCGGUUACCAUCAGUACAAGUUUUUUGUUGAUGGAGAAUGGCGACAUGAUGAACAUCAACCUUACGUACCAGGAGAAUAUGGGAUGUUCAACACUGUCUUCUUGGCUACUGAUCCCAACUACAUACCUGUUUUGAAUUCAGAUGUUGCACCUGGAAAUAGCAUGGAUGUGGAUAAUGAGGCUUUUCGCCGAGUGGUCCGGUUGACUGAUGGUAGUGAGGUGCUGCCAAGAAUAUCCGAAGCUGAUGUACAAAUCUCCCGUCAGCGUAUUUCUGCAUUUCUUUCUUCCCACACUGCUUAUGAAUUACUUCCCGAGUCAGGCAAGGUUGUUGCUUUGGACGUUGAUCUACCAGUGAAACAGGCAUUUCAUAUACUGCAUGAGCAGGGAAUUUUCAUGGCUCCUCUUUGGGACUUCUGCAAGGGGCAGUUUGUUGGUGUUCUUAGUGCUUUGGAUUUUAUUUUAAUUUUAAGAGAGCUGGGGAAUCAUGGGUCGAAUCUGACAGAGGAGGAGCUUGAAACACAUUCCAUAUCAGCUUGGAAAGAAGGAAAGUCUUAUCUGAAUAGGCAGAACAAUGGACAUGGAGCUGUGUUUUCCAGACGUUUUAUCCAUUCAGGGCCAUAUGACAAUCUGAAAGAUAUUGCCGUGAAAAUCCUCCAAAAGGAGGUUUCAACUGUUCCUGUUAUCCAUUGUUCUUCUGAACAUGCUUCAUUUCCACAGUUACUACACCUUGCUUCACUUUCAGGAAUCCUUAAAUGCAUUUGUAGGUAUUUUAGGCACUGCUCUAGUUCCUUGCCUGCACUUCAAUUUCCAAUCUGUGCAAUCCCUGUGGGCACGUGGGUACCCAAAAUUGGGGAAUCAAAUCGGCGGCCUCUAGCAAUGUUGAGACCAACCGCUUCUCUUGCUUCAGCCCUAAAUUUAUUAGUUCAAGCCCAAGUAAGCUCAAUACCUAUAGUUGAUGAUAAUGACUCGUUACUGGAUAUAUAUUGUCGGAGUGACAUAACAGCUUUGGCGAAGAACAGAGCGUAUACACAUAUUAAUCUUGAUGAAAUGACUGUUCAUCAGGCAAGUUCUUUUUCAUCAUUUUGCAUACCUAUAAACUGCCAACAAUCAAUGUUUUUAACACAUAUAUGUUCUGAUUUCAUCUUUUCCUCAUUGACUUGGGAUGUUUAUUGAGCCUACUAGCCUAGGGGACGCGGAUGAUCUUAAGAAUUUGUAGAUUUAUUUAGCACCCUUUCUGUAAUUAUUUUUCUUUUAAAAAGCAAUGUUUAGUUGACAUUAUAUAGCACAAGGUUAGCUAGAAGGUCUUGAUUUAGGGGUUUGGUCUUGUUGAAAUAUAUAAUUUCCUUUAUUCUUAAAGUAAUGUAGCCUCAUAUCAUGAAUAACAUUUGAACAUGUGUUUUUUUUUUCUUGACUAUUUGCUGCUGAGUAGAUCCUGUGGAUGAUACUCACUAAACUUGAUGAAUAAAUAGAUUCUUAAGUAAUAUCUAGUAUGAUAUGGAAUUUGAUUAUUUUUUUCCCUUCAAACAUUAAGGUCAAAAAGGCUUUGAUUUAGGUGUCUGGUCUUGGUGAAAUAUACAAUUUCCUUUAUUUUUAAAAUAAUGUAGCCUCAUUUCUUGAAUAACAGUUGAUUAUAUGUUUAUUUUUCUUGACUAUUUGCUAUUGAGUAGAUACAGUGGAUGACACUCAAUAGACAUUGAUGACUAAAUAGAUUCUUACGUAACAUUAAGGAAGUUGGGUAAUUUGAUAUUUGUUUUUCGAACAUUAAUGUCGAUGCCAAGUUGAGGCUCUUUACUUUUUGAUGUCAACAGUCAAGGUGCAAUAUAUAUGGGAAAAGAUUCACUUAUGCUGGGGGCAAUUCUUGCAAACUACUUUACUUAAGAACUUGUUAUAUAAUAUAAAUUCCAUAAAUCCAACCAUUGAAUUUAGAUAAAUUGAAAUUUUUGUAUGUAUAUAAUCUUA
This is a messenger RNA of Vigna umbellata (rice bean), 2572 nucleotides long. The record is from RefSeq and is a predicted model, not a curated record. Lineage: Eukaryota; Viridiplantae; Streptophyta; Magnoliopsida; Fabales; Fabaceae.